AUGUUCCGCCUCCAACCCACCCGCUCACUGGCACGCUCUGCGCGCAUCCAAUUCGUCCAGCCACGCUUCCUCAGCACUUCACGUCCGCUAUUCGCCCGAAAGAGCGCCGAAGACAAAGAUUCGAUCAACACGAGCUCAAAUGAGUACUCUAAGUCUGGAUCCGACGACGCGGCCGCACACACCGACGCCGCCUUCAACCCUAAUCAAACUUCACCCGAAGCUGCAGAGGCCAGCGCCGAGAAGGAGUCAGGAGAUGCCAACAACAGUUUGAACGUGAGCCCGGGCAACCACGAGGUCAGCCAUGCGAAUGACCCGGAGAUUGGAGGAGCCAGCCAAGGAACGAAUGAUAAGCCCAGUGGCUCGGGUAGCCCAAAUAAGCAGGGCGGUGGAAGUAGUGGGGGUGGAAGUCACAACUAG
Molecule: messenger RNA, 417 nt
Organism: Didymella exigua CBS 183.55
Lineage: Eukaryota; Fungi; Ascomycota; Dothideomycetes; Pleosporales; Didymellaceae
Exons: 1
Coding region: 1-417 (138 amino acids)
Source: RefSeq, a predicted model, not a curated record